This is a messenger RNA of Prinia subflava (tawny-flanked prinia), 2683 nucleotides long. It is a transcript of the gene DDB2, whose product is annotated as damage specific DNA binding protein 2. The transcript is spliced from 11 exons. The record is from RefSeq and is a predicted model, not a curated record. Gene Ontology annotation, cellular component: Cul4-RING E3 ubiquitin ligase complex; nucleus. Gene Ontology annotation, biological process: response to UV; DNA repair. Bases 173 to 1564 code for a protein of 463 amino acids. Lineage: Eukaryota; Metazoa; Chordata; Aves; Passeriformes; Cisticolidae. Gene Ontology annotation, molecular function: damaged DNA binding; protein binding.
UGGCGGGGCCCGCCACGGCCGGCGAACUCGGUGCCGCUCCGGGGGCCGGGCCGAGGCCGCUGCCCCCCGUUCCCGCCCAGGUUAUGAAACCGCGGGGGAGGGGCCAGUGCCGCCCGCCGGCCGCGGCGGCACCGGGAGAGCCGAGGCCGCGGGAGCGCAGUGGUUGGACAGAAUGGCUCCAGUGAACCAGCCUAAGGACAAGAAGCGUGAGAGGGCAUGUCAGCAUUGGCCAGAAGAGGCAAAAACAGCUGGGAAGAGGAAACGGGAUUAUGGGGAACGAGGGAAUGAGAAACAAGAAAAGAAGUUGUUUGGGAGAAAAACAUCUAAACCCUCAGGGAAAAUUGGUUGCAGUGGAGGUGGAUUUGUGAUGAAAAACAAGAGAGCCCUUUCCUCUCAGCUGGAGCGGCGGUGCAGCAUUGUUCAUUAUGUGUACCAGAAAAUGCUGGGAGGCUCCAUGCAGGCACAGCUCAGGCAGAGAUUGGAGCUGGCUUUUCUGCGUUCUCUUUCCUCAUACUGCCUCUUUCGAAGAGCAAGUCCCUUUGACAGGAGAGUGACGUGUCUGGAAUGGCACCCAACACACCCCAGUACGCUGGCUGUCGGUUCCAAAGGUGGAGACAUCAUCCUUUGGGACUGUGAAGUACUUGCUAAGACCUGCUUCAUAAAGGGGAAAGGGCCAGGAGAUUCUCUCGGAGACAUCAAGUUCAGUCCUUUUGAGGCAGAGAAGCUUUAUGUGGCAUCAGGUGAUGGCACCCUAAGUCUGCAGGAUCUUGAGGGCAGAGCGGUGCAGGUGAUCUCUCGUGCCCUGGACUGUGGCCAUGAGCAUCAUAAUGUUUGUUGCUGGUACUGCAGUGUGGACGUUUCUGCAAGCUGCCGUGCAGUGGUGACAGGUGAUAAUGUGGGCAACGUGGUCCUGCUCAGCACUUCUGGUGAAGAGAUCUGGAAGCUGAAAUUGCACAAGAAGAAAGUAACUCAUGUAGAGUUUAACUCCCGAUGUGAGUGGAUGUUUGCCACAGCAUCUGUGGAUCAGACAGUCAAAAUCUGGGACCUCAGAAAUAUCAAAAACAAAACAAACUUUCUUCAUGUGCUUCCACAUGAGAAACCUGUCAAUGCAGCUUACUUCAGCCCAACACAUGGUGCCAAGCUUCUGAGCACAGACCAACACAAUGAAAUCAGGGUUUACUCAUCUUCAGACUGGACCAAACCACAGCAUCUGAUUCCACAUCCACACAGGCAGUUUCAGCACCUCACACCUAUUAAGGCAACGUGGCAUCCUCGCUAUGACCUCAUUGUGGUGGGUCGCUACCCAGACCCCAAGUUCCCCGGGUACACGCUGAACGAGCUGCGGACCGUGGAUGUGUUCGAUGGGAACACGGGCGAGAUGGUUUGUCAGCUCUACGAUCCCAACGCCUCCGGGAUCAUCUCGCUCAAUAAAUUUAACCCUAUGGGAGACACACUGGCUUCUGGCAUGGGCUUUAAUAUUCUGAUCUGGAAUCAGGAGGAGAUGGCAGCCAAGAAGCAUGAACAUCUUUUGAAAGCCAUGACAAAUGAGGAGAUUGAACCAUGAGAGAACAGGAGAUUGGAAGCUGGAGCUCAUCCAGAUGUGGAGGGCAGAGGCAGGCAAACCUGGCACAAGCAAACUCAAAAGCUAAGUUAAUGUCUGGGAGCUGGAGGAGAUGAAAACAAGAAGCAGUGAUUCUAAACCACAGGGAAGGAAGUGGAAAGAGACGGAUCUAGAGACCUGAUUUAGUAUUUUGAUCCUUUCUGAAUCCCAGGGUGCAAACUCAGUUGUUGGCAAUGGGCAGUGUAACCCAUGCAGGGAAUUAGACUUUGUCCUUCCUUCCUGGAUCUGAUGUUGCUUCCCUGAUCCUCUUGGCCUCCCUUUGUAGGAAGUUGUGUCAGUACUUGGUUCCUCCAAGUGGAGUUACUACUUGUUUUCUGAGGCACUAGAAAAACUUCAAAAAUGUUCCUAGAUCUUGCUGAAGUUACUGCUUUCAGACUACCAUAUCUGUGUGUCAUCACUUGUCAGAGGUUCCCAUUUCCUGUAGUCUGCAGUGGAGCAGCUCACGACUGAGGGUCCCCAGAUUGUUCUAGUCCAACCAAGGUGAGAAACCAUUUGCUAACAGGAUGGACAUCCUGAAAAGGUAGAAUGUUCCCAGGGGUGAAGUCAUGGAUAGCUUGGGUAUCCUAGAAAACACCAAGCUCUUGCAUAUGCAAGCCUGGAAAAUGUGUUUGUCAAGACAUCAGGCUUAGCUUGUUCUCUGCUUGCAGCUGUUUAACUGGACCACAAAGAACAGGAUGCCAGAGGUCUCUAUCAUUGAUUGCAAGGACAGUAUGGAGCUGGGCACCUACUGAUUCUGUAGUUUCUAUUUUCAGAGUUCUAGGCUGUUCCUUGCCAAUGAUUAGGUAAUUUUUUUCACUCAUGCCUAUGUGCUUCAGAAUGUUUGGUAAGAGUGUUAUAAAGCAGAAGUGAGGGAUUUCUUCCAAAUACCCCUGCUCAGAGCCAAAUCUCAAGACUGUUGUUAAACAGUUAAGUUUUGCUUUUUCUAGUUUGUUUACAAGGCUGCCUGGGGCCUUGCUGCUGUCCCAGAGGUUGAUGGGAUGGGCUCCAGGCCUGUGCAGAUUCUCCACAUUCACGUUUAUAGUUUUGCAAUAUUAAUAUCAAUAAAAUUUUGUACUAAAAUUC